This is a messenger RNA of Fundulus heteroclitus (mummichog), 3760 nucleotides long. It is a transcript of the gene zhx2a, whose product is annotated as zinc fingers and homeoboxes 2a. Gene Ontology annotation, biological process: regulation of transcription by RNA polymerase II. Bases 805 to 3489 code for a protein of 894 amino acids. Gene Ontology annotation, cellular component: nucleus. NCBI's taxonomy places the organism in Eukaryota, Metazoa, Chordata, Actinopteri, Cyprinodontiformes, Fundulidae. Gene Ontology annotation, molecular function: DNA-binding transcription factor activity, RNA polymerase II-specific; DNA binding. The transcript is spliced from 13 exons. The record is from RefSeq and is a predicted model, not a curated record.
GAGCUGAGAGCAGAGGACAUCGUCAAGGGGCAACUAGACAGCAACAGCACGCAGUUCAUUCAUUUUCAGAGCAGCGGACAUGCCCGGUGGACACUUCAGGUUCCCCCCCGAUGUCGGGACGGAGAGUUGCUCCACUUCUCUCCUCCCGCGGCCAAACUUUUCGCGGCCGUAUCGCUAUGGAGCCACAGUGGACGGACACCGGCGCUCCGGUACGGCAUGCAAAUACGUACUCUGACGUCGGCGAUCAUGUGGCUUUUGGCGUAGAUCCUCCUUGUGAUCGCCAAUUUUUUUCCCCUUCCCUGUCGCCCGUUGUCUCGUCGGCUAUUGCCGCGAGACUCUUUCGGAACCCGGUCGGUGCGUUUCGCUGCUCCGGCCGUCGCUGUGGGAUUGUACCGCGCUACCUGAACGUCGCGUCGUGGAGUGGGUGGGCAGGUAAGGAACGGCUCAACUCUUCCCUCUGCUCUCCUGUCGGCUCGCCGGGGCUCUGCCUCUCCAGAGUCCCUCAAGGCAGCAUCCUGUCAUGAAGACCCAGAAGAUCUGCCAUUGCUGGAGCUGACGCUGUCAACGGGUCCAGCCCACUCUGCUCUACAAACAGUCCUUCCUCCCCCAUUAUUCAAUUUGGUCUCGCCACAAAUAACCAUUAGAAGCAAGUCUUUGAUGUGUCCUUGUGACUGAGCGCAGUCCCUGGAACGUCCUGGCCCUGGUCUGCAAUCGAUCCGUCUGGUUGAGCUUUAGCCACCAGCUCUGUAUCUCAUCAGUGUAGGUCCUGCAUCCUGGGAUCCUGAGCCAGGAUCUGAAAACAUCAUGUCCAGUCGACGCAAGGCUUCCACUCCCUGUAUGAUCCGACCAGAGCAGACGCAGGUGGAGCCGGACGACGAUGAGGAUGAAACCCACAAUAUGGAGGUAACUGAAAACCAUGUUCAGGAGGCACCUUUGAAUGCGGACCACCCUAUCCAAGCAGAGCCGCCAACGGACUCGGAUGUAACAGGCAAAGCCUCGGACCCCCCCACGGGUCCGGACAAACCCCAAAAGGAGCCCCCAGACCCCUCCAAACCUCAGCGCAGACAGCAGGGGGGCUACGAGUGCAAAUACUGCACCUUCUCAACGCAGAAUCUCAACACUUUCAAGGAACACGUGGACUCCAGUCAUCCGAACGUGAUCCUAAACCCGCUGUACCUGUGCGCUGUCUGCAACUUCAACACGAAGAAGUUCGAUACGUUAACGGAGCACAACGAGAGAUGCCACCCAGGGGAGAGCAACUUCAAGUUCAAACGCAUCAAAAUGAACAACCAGACAAUCCUGGAGCAGACAAUAGAGGGCUGCAGCAACAACGCAGUCAUCUACAACAUGUCGGGGUCACAUUCUGGCAAAGGGGAGCGACUGGGCACCCCCCCGCUCAGCAAACCCGGCACAGUAAAAACUGCUAAACCAAAAACAUUGUGCACAGAUACCAAACGGACAGAAUCACAGUUGGGUAAACUGACCCCUGAUCUCGCCAAGAAACCAAUAACAGCGCUCAAUGUGAACGGGACGGUUAUCAUCCCAGAGUCGACCCUGCUCAAAGCAGACAGCCUUUCUCACAUCAUGCCUUCUUUACAGCAGCCUAUAAAUUAUACCCAGGUGCCGAAGAUCGCAGUGCCCCUGAACACAACCAAAUACAACCCGUCCCUGGACGACAACCUGACGCUCAUCUCCUCCUUCAACAAGUUCCCCUACCCAACGCAGGCCGAGCUCUCCUGGCUCACCGCCGCCUCCAAGCACCCAGAGGAACAAAUCAAAGUCUGGUUCACCACACAGCGGCUCAAACAGGGCAUCAGCUGGUCACCUGAAGAGGUAGAGGAAGCGAGGAAGAAAAUGUUUAAUGGCACCAUCUCAUCGGUGCCUCAGACUCUCGCCGUGGUGGCUCCACAGCUCGGCUCCAACUCAUCGGCCAGCAGCACAGCAUCUAAAGCGCUGUCGUCAGCUGCCUCUGUCCUUCAGUCCCUCCCCUGUCAGAUCCUGGGUCAGAACAGCCUGGUGCUGACUCCUGUGGCCAACGGCUCCGGUGUCACAUGUGCACCGCUGGCACUCACAGUGGCUAACCAGGUGGCUCCGUCACUCAAGCGCCCGCUGGCCACCCCUGUGAUCGCCACAGAGAUCAAGCGGCCCUCCAUCAUCCAGACCAUCCCGGCACCGACGGCCACGGCCAAGCUGCCGUCGGCCAAAAUGCUGAGUUUCACCGCCGACCCGAACAAGACGGCCGAGCAGCUGUCGGUGCUGCGGUCCAGCUACACACAGUGUCCUUUCCCUGAGGAAGAUGAGAUCUACAGGCUCAUAGAAACCACGGGACUGUCCAGGGGAGAGAUAAAGAAGUGGUUCAGUGAGCAGAGGCUCCUCAAUCUCAAAAGUGUAGCGUCUUCACCCGUGCUGGUGAAAGCAGAGGCCUCCCCAUCUGUUCCAGAUGGACCUGUUAAGAAAGCUGUCCCAAGCCACUUCCCCCUGCUGGAGAGAGUGAAGGGGAAGUCAGCGGAGCAGCUCAAGGCUCUGGAGGAGAGUUUCCAGAGAAGCAGCUCGCCCACGGAAAAGGAGCUCGACCAGCUGGCUCUGGAGACCAGGCUGUCCAAGAUGGAGGUGGACUGCUGGUUUUCGGAGCGCCGCGCCCUGAGGGACAACAUGGAGAAGGUUCUGCUCACCAUGGCCUCCAAGAACCUGGAGGACAGGCUGGAGCGAGUGGGAGGGGCGCUGCUGAAUGGGGGUUCUCACCGAGAGCAGGAUGGGAAGGCUCUUCGCUCCUCUCCUCACCCAGCCGUCCUCUCCUCCUCCUCCUCCUCCUCGUCUUCCUCUUCUCCUCCUCUGCUCGCAGCUUCCUCUCCUCACCCUCCAACCCAUUCCUCUUCGAGAUCUCCUCCCAUCCUCAACUCUUCUUCUCCACAUCCUCCCCUCCUGUCGGUCUCCUCGAGCCCGAUUCCCAUCUCCAGUCGUACCGUAGCCCUCCUCAGAGGGAUGUUCUGCCGGACCCAGUGGCCGUCCCCCGAGGAGUACAGCCAGCUGGAGCUCCAGACAAAUCUGGGCCGCACCGACAUUGUGCGCUGGUUCAAGGACCACCGCUCAGCCCUGAAGAACGGCGAGACCCUGGACUGGAUGGAGGCUUUCCAAAAGCAAAACCUUGCAGAGCAGCAGAACGGCCAGAUCUCUGACAACAACCAGAGCGUUUCCUCGGAAGUCAAGGCUGUGAACGCGGAGGAGACCGGGGGAAGUGUAGCCGCUGCGGAGAACACCAAAACGUCCGCUCAAGGCAAGGGCCACUGGUUGGCUGAGCGACUAACACAGGGUGUGACUGAUCUGAGCCGACCCGGGCCGGACCAGAACAGCUGUGGUGCUCCUGAAAAAGAGAGGUGGGUAAAGGUCACUGUUGCUGCUGCAGAGGAGACUGAAGGAGCGGAGAGACCGAGGCUGGCAACCGACACUGGUCUUCUGACCGUGGAGCAACCAGGAAGGGUGACUGGUUGAUGGAAAAGUAAAUGCUUCAACGCAGAUUCACCAGCCACCAUGAGACAAGUGAAAAUGACCAAUCAGGUCCGUGGUGCGUCAGUGACAUCAUCACAAAGCACCAGGGACGGUUGACUGUCAGUGUGGAGGCACUGAGGUGAAGAACUGAUGCUGACAUGAGGAGGAGUGCCAAAGCUGGACUUGAUGCAGAUCUCCCACUACUAUUUUGUUUUUGUCUAAAGUCCCUGUAAAUAUAUUUGUCAUACAGAGUAAAUAGCCUGUUCAGGUUUAA